AUGAAUAGCAAAAAAAAAAAAUCGAUUACGUCUCAGGGUCAAAUGUUUGCACAUGAAGAAGAAACGCCGAAAUCGUGUUGCGGGGUUGUCGUUACGCAAACAGUUUCAAUUCGUUGGUUUAUUGUUAUGAUAUCGUUUGUUGGAAUUUGUUGCGUGAUUGUUGGUACAGUUUUAGGAGCCAUGAAAGCAAGCGGUAGAGAACAUUUAACAGUAUCGCUUUUAAUGAUAGGUGUUGGUAUCGUUCUUGUAACUGUUAGCGUUGUGGCGUGGCGUUUAACGUCACAGGAUGCUUCUUCGUGUCGAUCCAUGCUCGGUUUGGGUGGCGGUGACGAUUCGUCAAACGAACCGAAUCAAAGAUUCGUUCCGAGAAUGCCACCAAGUUACGGAAGGCCGCAUCAUCCCUAUGCUGCGAUGAUGUAUCCGGAAUUUCAAUACAGGCCACCUCCUCCGUCAUAUCAGGCCAGCAUGCAAGAAUAUAGAUUAAGAUUAUUAUUAUUGGAAAGGCCAAACGAUACCGGAAAUGGAUUGCAAGCAACGAUGUCGCCACCUCCAACUUAUAGAUCUCAAGCAGGAAGCACGUUAGGGUUGAGAAGUUUGCCACAAUCUGAAUAUAGUCAUCCUCCAAGUUACCGAAGUCGUACGAGUUCGACAAGGCCAACAUUAGAUCCGAACGGGGAACCAUUAAGUUCAGUUAAUCACAGUAAUCCUGUUGAUUUGCAUCGGGGCGAUACGGAUUUACAAAUAGACAGUAUAAAAUUAGGAGUUAACGAAGAAGUGCCCAUUCCUCCUCUUCGAAUGCUUUUGAACAAGGGUAAAAGGUCACCGACAACGUCAUCGGAUGAUACAAAAUCUGAUAAUGUUAAUUUAGUUACGAUAGUUACUGUGUCUGAUAAUAAUAACGCAACGCCAAAUAGAGACCAUUCCGUUGAAAACUAA
Molecule: messenger RNA, 936 nt
Organism: Pediculus humanus corporis (human body louse)
Lineage: Eukaryota; Metazoa; Arthropoda; Insecta; Psocodea; Pediculidae
Exons: 7
Coding region: 1-936 (311 amino acids)
Source: RefSeq, a predicted model, not a curated record